Messenger RNA from Daphnia magna, 2121 nucleotides. RefSeq names its product protein PTCD3 homolog, mitochondrial. Bases 78 to 2090 code for a protein of 670 amino acids. NCBI's taxonomy places the organism in Eukaryota, Metazoa, Arthropoda, Branchiopoda, Diplostraca, Daphniidae. The record is from RefSeq and is a predicted model, not a curated record. Gene Ontology annotation, cellular component: mitochondrion. Gene Ontology annotation, molecular function: protein binding; rRNA binding; ribosomal small subunit binding. Gene Ontology annotation, biological process: mitochondrial translation. The transcript is spliced from 14 exons.
UCGUCUGCCACUCACGUGGAAUCGCCGGGAAUUGUCUGCUAUCGUCAAUAAGAGUCAGAGAGACGUGGAAAUUUGGGAUGAUGUCUUGUCCAAAUCUGAAUGCAUUAGUUUGGCAGCAUUUAUUUCGAAAUGCGAGAAGGCUACCGUUUGUAUGGAAAUCUGGGCGAUCUAUAGUACCAAACGGCAAUUCUUUUAGUACUGAAACAAAGGAAAUAGUUAUUCCUAAUUAUAUUCCUCGGGGUCCUACGGACAUAUUAGAGGCAUUGGCUUCUACUGUGAAAAGAGAUCCUACAGCUCCCCACUUCAAAUUCCAUGAUGAUCCUUACCUAAUUCCUGCAUCCAAUCAUGCUAAGCGUACAUAUGCCCUUGCUCAAGAAGCAGGCAGAAAAGCAGCAAACUGGAUAAAACAUGAACAUGCUGAAUUAUUCCAGCAUAGAAAUGCUGAACCAUUUAUCCAAGCUUUUGCUCCAGCUGAAAAGCUUACGGAAACCACACCAAUAACUGAAGACUUACUAAAGAAAUAUAUUCACACUGCACAGGUUGCAAAUGCUAUCCAUGUCUAUGGAAAGCUUGAUUCAGCAGCCAUAAGUCCUGAAACUAGGCAAUCCUUUUUGGAGUUUGUUGCAUUUUAUAAUGAAGAUGAUCAGCUAAAUCAAGAUUUCGUUGAAGAGAGAUGGUUCAAAAGUGGAAUGAAAGGCAAGGACCAAAUAAGACAAACAUGGAAGAACAAUGGCUUAGCAGAGGCAGUUUUCAAUAGUAUGGAAAGAAAAACCCCUGAAGCUUAUUGUGCUUUAAUUUGUGGUAUGGCAAAGCAUGGAAAAGCUGUUGGUGCUUGGGAGUACUAUAACCAAAUGCUAGCUGAAGGUUUCGCACCGAACUUGACCACCUAUAAUAGCAUAUUUAAAAUCGCGGGGAUCGUCAGGGAGGACGCAGAACAUCAAAUUAGAUUAAUUGACGAAACACUCAGAAACAUGGUUCACGCUGGAAUAAAGCCAAAUGUUCGCACAUUGAAUUCUAUUUUGGAAUCGAUUUCUCGCAUACCUAUAUACCGAGUAGCUCGGGAAAAGUCCUUGCAAGUGCUGUCAGAUUUUAAAUCAAUCGGAGUAAAACCCUCUUUAGGAUCUUACUACUUUCUGCUCAAGAUCUUCUGUCGAGAAAAGGGGCCAAUUAACAACAUUCUCGUCGGCAUCGUUAACAGACUAGAAUAUGAAAUGCCACCACUUCAGGAUCUACAUGAUGUCGCGUUUUUCGCCGAAGCUAUGAGGGUGUGCAAUUAUCAUCUAGAAGAUGUGCAAUUGGCGAAAAGACUCCACGACCUCCUUUGCUUACCUCAGAACCAAGCUCUCAUCGGAGAUUCGUACAAAGAAUCGAUUUACUAUCGCUGCUUCUUGCUACUUCUUACCCGAGCUGAAGGUCCAGAGGCUUUAAUGGAGAUGUACCGGCAUCUCGUACCCAACAUCUAUACCCCAGAACAAAGCGUAUUCGAGGCUGUUGUCAAGUCAGUAGCCGAAUGUUCGGCUGUACAUUAUGUACCCGAACUCUGGAGCGAUGCUGUUUACAUGGACAUGGGUGAAAGAGAAUCAAUCCUAGAGGUUCUGCUAGAGGCUCUUGCAAGCGGUUCAGGACCUGACUCCAAUACCGUUUCAGACAAGGACGAUGUUGAUCCGGUAUUAGCCACCGCUAGAGCGAUCACAGCUCAUGUGGAUAAUUUCCUUCAAGUUGCUGAAGAAAAGAACAGACCUACUCCUUUGCGGUGGACUGGCUCGAUGCUUGGUAAUCUGGCAAAACUAUUUCUACAGUAUGGCGACGUAGCUUCGGCUAAUGCAAUUAUAAUUAAAGUCCAUACGUUAAAGAAUCAGUUGUCCUCUUUUUUCCCUGUGGCAACUUUAAACAAGUUUUAUGAAUCGUGCAUUGAACGUCAGGAUUCUGCAAUGGCUUUGAUGGCGAUUGACUAUGCUGUCGAAAUGGGAUACGACGAGUCUUCGAGUAUGGCGAAACAAGCCCGUGAGCAAUUAAAGCUCGAUGAACGGCAGCAAGAGAAGCUUAACAGCAUUCUUGGUAGCACUUCCACGACAUCGGAGGAAUCUUAGCGGGAAUAAAUGGUUCGAGUUGCUUGAGAAA